AUGAGGUUCUUGAUGGCUGCCCUCUCUGUCCUUCUUUUUGUUGACUUCGCUUUAAUGUUGUCAAAUGAGUCAGGUUCUCUUUCAAGUCUUCCCUAUUCAGAUGAAGACUCAGAGCCUGACCCCCCAACCUGCUGCAAAGACUUUGUUAGACAGAGGAUCCCACAAUCUUUCAUGCUUGGCUACACUAGGUCUGGCCCCCGGUGCUCUAAGCCUGCAAUUAUGUUUGAAACCAAUAAAGGAGUCAAAGUCUGUGCCAGUCCAUAUAUGCCCUGGGUGCGGAAUUAUGUGAAAAACUUGGGAGGGUCAAUAGGGGUAGAGGGUGAGGAUGGGCUUUUGGUGUAG
Molecule: messenger RNA, 342 nt
Organism: Gracilinanus agilis (Agile Gracile Mouse Opossum)
Lineage: Eukaryota; Metazoa; Chordata; Mammalia; Didelphimorphia; Didelphidae
Product: C-C motif chemokine 4-like
Exons: 3
Coding region: 1-342 (113 amino acids)
Biological process (GO): cellular response to tumor necrosis factor; G protein-coupled receptor signaling pathway; positive regulation of ERK1 and ERK2 cascade
Cellular component (GO): extracellular region
Molecular function (GO): chemokine activity; CCR chemokine receptor binding
Source: RefSeq, a predicted model, not a curated record